GAUGUCUUCUCAAACGAGCCCGAAUGGGAGGAAGCGAGCGACCUACCCUGCCCGCUUGCCUUGCUGUCAGCCUGUCACAACCAAAUCAGCUCGAUCUGGGGAAUUAGAUCGUCUUCUUUCUGCCUUUUUACCAGCUGAAUACGGCUGAACAAUGGCUGCCAAAAUCAAAGCUGGCUCAGUGGUGGAGAUGCAGGGUGACGAAAUGACCCGUGUCAUCUGGGAGCUCAUCAAGCAGAAGCUCAUCUUCCCCUACCUGGAACUGGAUUUGCACAGUUACGACCUAGGAAUGGAGAACCGCGACGCUACGAAUGACCAGGUCACGGUGGAGGCAGCUGAGGCGGUGCGGCGCUACAGUGUGGGUAUCAAGUGUGCCACCAUCACGCCGGAUGAAAAGCGCAUGGAGGAGUUCAAGCUCAAGCAGAUGUGGCGCUCGCCCAACGGAACCAUUCGGAACAUACUGGGUGGCACCGUCUUCCGAGAGGCCAUUAUUUGCCGAAACAUCCCCCGUCUGGUCCCUGGCUGGGUCAAGCCCAUCAUCAUUGGCAGGCACGCCCAUGGAGACCAGUACAAAGCCACAGACUUUGUGAUUCCUGGGCCAGGCAAAGUGGAGAUGAUUUACACGCCAGUAAGCGGAGAGCAGGUCAAGUUCGUCGUCCAUAAUUUUGAAGGUACUGGCGGCGUGGCAUUGGGGAUGUACAACACAGACAAAUCCAUCAGGGACUUUGCUCACAGCUCCUUUCAGAUGGCUCUCGUUAAAUCAUGGCCUCUUUACCUCAGCACCAAGAACACCAUCUUGAAGAAGUACGAUGGGCGAUUCAAAGACAUUUUCCAGGAGAUCUAUGAGAAGGAAUACCGAACCAAGUUUGAAGCCCAAGGAAUCUGGUACGAACACCGGCUGAUUGACGACAUGGUGGCCCAGGCCAUGAAGUCAGAUGGAGGCUUCAUUUGGGCCUGCAAGAACUACGAUGGAGAUGUACAGUCUGACUCUGUGGCUCAAGGUUACGGCUCCCUGGGUAUGAUGACCAGCGUGCUGAUCUGUCCAGACGGACGGACCGUGGAGUCGGAGGCGGCGCACGGCACAGUGACGCGCCACUACAGGCAACACCAGCAGGGGAAAGAAACCUCCACAAACCCCAUAGCCUCCAUCUUUGCGUGGACGCGAGGCCUCCUUCAUCGCGCAAAGCUGGACAGCAACGUGGAGCUACGCGUGUUCGCCGAAGCACUAGAGGCUGUUUGUGUAGAGACCAUUGAGGUGGGAUUCAUGACCAAGGAUUUGGCCAUCUGCAUCAAGGGACUAGCAAAGGUGACACGUGCUGACUACCUGAACACCUUUGAGUUCCUGGACAAGCUGGCAGAGAACCUAAAGGCCAAACUGGCAAAUCAUCCCAAGCUGUGAUACACUUGAACGCACAUGCAACACACACUCACACUGCUGCUGCGGUGGGAGGCUCGCCAGUCACGCAAAAGCAGGCAAGACCUGGUCUACGUCUCUAGCAGGACUUUGGAAAACAGAAUACAUUCAUUACUUCACACAGGACCUGUGAAUGGACUGCACUCGACUCAAAUUAAGCACUAAUACACAAAAAUAAUUGCGUCACUGUCCAGUUUAAAACAUGUAACUCCAGAUUUUGUGAGUCUAUUUUUGUCUGUUUGUUUUUAACCUGAAAAAUAGCAAACAUCAUUCUAUGUUUUGGACAACACAAAAUGUGGAGCUAAAUGCAUUCUGUUGAAUAGUACUGGCUGACAAGCUCUAGUAAUAAUUCUAAUCAUGAAGAAUAUGUACAUGAUUUUGUCUCACCAAGUUUAAUUCAAUUUGACAUUUUGAAAUCUUUGUUGUACUAGUGCCGUCUAUUUGCACCUAAAUAACGAUAUCCUGCCAUAGAACAUUGCAAUUCAAUGUCCAUCCAAUUUGUAUUUUUUAUUUUUCACUGUUUCUAAACCAGAAAUUUUUCAAUGUGACUUUAGUGAAAAUGUUAGAUUGUCAUUCUUUCCAAAAUUGUAAUUUGCACCAGUAGAAAUAAUAAUUAAAAUGAACCAGAUCCCA
Molecule: messenger RNA, 2044 nt
Organism: Syngnathoides biaculeatus (alligator pipefish)
Lineage: Eukaryota; Metazoa; Chordata; Actinopteri; Syngnathiformes; Syngnathidae
Gene: idh1
Product: isocitrate dehydrogenase (NADP(+)) 1
Exons: 9
Coding region: 152-1396 (414 amino acids)
Biological process (GO): isocitrate metabolic process
Cellular component (GO): cytosol; mitochondrion; peroxisome
Molecular function (GO): magnesium ion binding; isocitrate dehydrogenase (NADP+) activity; NAD binding
Source: RefSeq, a predicted model, not a curated record